Messenger RNA from Helianthus annuus (common sunflower), 1341 nucleotides. RefSeq names its product putative F-box/FBD/LRR-repeat protein At4g03220. Lineage: Eukaryota; Viridiplantae; Streptophyta; Magnoliopsida; Asterales; Asteraceae. The transcript is spliced from 2 exons. Gene Ontology annotation, molecular function: protein binding. The record is from RefSeq and is a predicted model, not a curated record. The coding region runs from base 10 to 1149 and encodes 379 amino acids.
AUUCAAACCAUGAAGCGAAUGGCCAGAGGAAGCUACGGUUACGGCCACAGCUACGGUUAUGGCGGUGAACAACAGCCAGAAGACAGACUCACUUCACUCUCCGACGAUCUCUUAAUCUCCAUUCUCUCUCACAUCGACACCAAACAAGCCGUUCAAUCUUCAAUUCUCUCUAAACGUUGGGUAAAUCUCUGGACUCUGCUUCCUGUACUCAAUUUCACCUGCGAUCAGGACCAAAAUCCUCCAAAUCCUCCUGAUAACGAUGGAUAUACUUUCAUUCACAACGUUUUUGCUCGUCGUAACGCCUCAAUUAUGAUUGAAAAGUUGAGUGCUAACGUUUCCGAUCAUUAUACAAUGUUUAGAGUGUUUAACGAUGCGUUAUCGCUUCGUGUGUCCGAUUUGCGAAUCGACUGUUCUGAAAAUAUCGUUAAGCAUUAUCCGAUUUCGUGCGUUGAUUCGAGUGAUUUGUUGAUGAGUUUAUCGUUGAAAGGGAUGGUAGAAUUUGGUUAUUUUCCGAGGUUUGAUGGAUUGGUGAAGUUGAGACUAGAAAGAGUGAAGAUAGUUGAGAAUGAAGCGUUUUCUAGUUUUGUUAAUUUGGAGGAAUUGUUUUUGGUUAACUGUAAGAUGGAGGUUGAUUCUAGUGGGCUUGAAGUGGUGGCGGAUAAGCUGUGGAGGUUGACGAUUUCGUCGUGUUUUCAUACUCCGGUUGCGUAUCCGGGGCUUGUGCUUUCGACUCCGAAUCUUGUGGUGUUUGAGCUUGAAGGUUUGAUUCCAAUGGUGUUUGAGGCUGUUGAGGAACUUCCUGCUUUGCAUACUGUGCAUAUUGAUGCUUUGUUUUCGUAUGGUGCUCCCGAACUGCCGUUUGAACAGCAGAAGAUUAACUUGAUUAAGAUUAUUGGGAGCUUCAAGUAUGCUGCAUGUGUUCAUCUGACUCCGUCAACUGUUGAGCUUCUCUCCCUAUCUGCAAGUUUGAUUGUUCAAGAACAUUGCCCAUUUGAAGAUCUGAAGUUUCUGAACCUAAUUCCACCUCCCAACAAGCCUGUAACCCGACUUGAUUCCUGUGUGGUGGCGUAUUUGCUCAAGGAUUAUCCCAAAGCCGUUGUGAAGGCAUUGCCUAGGUCCGUUGGUAUGCCCAUGAGGCGCCUAACUUAAAGGUCUCUAAAAACUUUGGGUUGAUAAGCCUCUCCUUUGAAGACAUUUUUGUUGGUAACAUUUUCUUUAUCAUCUAAUUUCCUCCAUCAUGUAUGGGAUGGUGGACUUUUUUUAAUUUAAUGUUUACAUGUUUUUCUUAUCCAGUUAGCUGGAUGACAAUUUAUAGAUUUAUUUGAAAAAAAGAAUGGUUGU